This is a messenger RNA of Balearica regulorum gibbericeps (East African grey crowned-crane), 525 nucleotides long. NCBI's taxonomy places the organism in Eukaryota, Metazoa, Chordata, Aves, Gruiformes, Gruidae. The record is from RefSeq and is a predicted model, not a curated record.
GAAACCACUCCCAACCCUCAGCCUUCAGAAGAGGAGAAAACCGAGCCAGCACCUAGUCAGGAGGUUGCCAGCCCUGAACAGUAUAUUAAACAUCCACUACAAAACAGAUGGGCGCUCUGGUUUUUUAAAAAUGACAAGAGCAAAACUUGGCAAGCAAAUCUUCGUCUUAUCUCAAAGUUUGAUACUGUUGAAGAUUUUUGGGCUUUAUACAACCAUAUCCAGCUCUCUAGUAAUUUAAUGCCUGGUUGUGACUACUCGCUCUUUAAGGAUGGGAUUGAACCCAUGUGGGAAGAUGAAAAAAACAAGCGAGGAGGACGAUGGCUAAUUACACUAAACAAACAGCAGAGACGAAGUGACCUUGAUCGCUUCUGGCUAGAGACACUGCUGUGCCUUAUUGGGGAGUCAUUUGAUGACUACAGUGAUGAUGUAUGUGGUGCUGUUGUUAAUGUUAGAACUAAAGGUGAUAAAAUAGCAAUAUGGACAACUGAAUGUGAAAACAGGGACGCUGUUACGCAUAUAGGGUAA